AACGAAAGGAUCAGAGAGAGGAGAGAGAAGUUCCAAAAUAUAGGAGAGAAAGAGGCGGUGCUAUCCAAACCGAUGGCCGCGAAGCCCGGCUUCCACUCGGAAUCCGGAGCCGAUCUCCAGGCGGCCCUCCUCCGUACCGGAAACGGCGGCGGAGGCGAGGAGGAGGAGAGGAUGGGGAUCGACGAGAUGCUGCGGCUGCACGCCGGCGAGUUCGGGCGGUGGCAGCUGCGGCACUUCUUGCUGACCUCCACCGCGUGGGCGCUGGAGGCCCUCCACACCAUGGUGAUGAUCUUCGCCGAUCGGGAGCCGACCUGGCGGUGCUCCGACAGGCCGUGCCCGGCCGACCCGUGCCUUCUCGGCCCGGGCGAGUGGGAGUGGGCCGGAGGUCCGGCCACCUCGACGGUGGUGGAGUGGGGGCUGGUUUGUGGCGACAAGUACAAGAUUGGACUCGUCCAGUCCUUAUUCUUCGCUGGAUGUAUGAUCGGUGCCGGUGUCUUUGGCCACCUAUCAGACUCCUUCCUCGGAAGGAAAGGAUCCCUCACCAUCGUCUGCAUUCUGAACACCGUCUUUGGCCUCCUAACUUCCAUGUCUCCAACCUACUGGAUCUAUGCCGGCCUCCGCUUCCUUACCGGCUUCAGCACCGGCGGCGUCGGCCUUUGUGCCUUCGUCCUUGCCACCGAACCGGUCGGCCCAACAAAGCGGGGAGCUGCAGGGAUGUCUACAUUCUACUUCUUCUCCAGCGGCAUCGCCCUCCUCUCCGGCAUCGCCUACCUCUUCCAAUCCUGGCGCUCCCUCUACAUCGUCACGUCCCUCCCCUCCUUCCUUUUCAUCAUCGCCGUCGUCCCAUUUAUCUCGGAAUCCCCUCGGUGGUACCUCGUGCGUCGCAGAAUCAACGAGGCGAUGGAUGUCAUGCGGGCGAUCGCCAACAGCAAUGGCAGGCACCUUCCCGAUGGCUUAACCCUUAAGCUUGAUGAUGACUACGAUGACAACGACGACUGUGAUGAGCUCCUUGUCGGAAAGGCUGUUUCGGGUACCAUCAUCGACGUGCUCCGCUCGCCGACGACUCGAAUUCGCCUCUUCCUAACGGUUGCCAUCAACUUCUUGUGCUCCGUUGUGUACUACGGCCUCAGCCUCAAUGUCGUCAACCUCAAGACCAAUCUCUACCUCAGUGUCCUCCUCAAUGCCGUUGCCGAGAUGCCGGCGUUUCUGCUAACAGCAGUGUUAUUGGACUACCUCGGAAGGAAGCCAUUGGGUGUUGGAACUAUGUGGCUCAGUGGUGUGUUUUGCAUCGUCGGAAGCUUGGUAGGUGGCGUUGGAGCGAUGAAGAUUGUGAGGAUGGUGUGUGGAACAGUAGGAAUUUUUGGGAUGGCGGCGACGUACAACUUGCUGUUUAUCUACACAGCAGAGUUGUUUCCGACGGUGGUGCGGAAUGCAGCGCUGGGGUGUGCGACGCAGGCAGGACAGAUGGGUGCGAUAUUGGCACCGCUGGUGGUGGUGUUUGGAGACGGGAUUCCGUUUGCCGUGUUUGGGGUGUGUGGGCUUGUGGCUGGGAUGCUGGCCUUCUUCUUGCCGGAGACGAUGAACCGGCCCUUUUAUGAUACGAUGGCCGGGCUGGAACAGGGAGAGAGCAAGGUUGUAGAGUGAAGACAAUUAGGACAUUGGAGCGCCAUGCAUAAAAAAUUUAACUAUAAAUAAAUAUAAAAUGAUAGUCUAUUAAGGACCUGUUCUAAUUUUGGACCUCGCCUGGCCCAUAUCCGGUGCAACUCGGUCCCAUCAUGAGUGCUUGUAUCUAAUGAUUGAUUUUCUUAGAUCGAGUAUUGCAUAAUUUUCAAAGUA
Elaeis guineensis (African oil palm) is the source of this 1836-nucleotide messenger RNA. Its product is annotated as organic cation/carnitine transporter 4. The record is from RefSeq and is a predicted model, not a curated record. Gene Ontology annotation, biological process: transmembrane transport. Lineage: Eukaryota; Viridiplantae; Streptophyta; Magnoliopsida; Arecales; Arecaceae. Gene Ontology annotation, cellular component: membrane. Gene Ontology annotation, molecular function: transmembrane transporter activity.